AUGACAUCGAGGUUUCCGACAAGUUCGGAGAUACUCUCUUGGCCGGAGCCGAAUUUUGUCGAUCCUGAGACAAAACAGCCUCUGGCCAUGGGAAUCAAUGUUGUCAUGUCAUUCGUCAUUGUGUCUUUCAUCUGCUGCAGAUUCUACAGUCGGACGCGGUUAGUGAAAGCGCUUUGGUGGGAUGAUUGGAUAAUGCUGCUGGCGGCUCUCUGUCAAAUCGGAAAUAAUGUCAUGAUUAUCAUCUCCAUGGACAAAAAAUACAAAAUGGGGUAUCACAUGUGGGAUAUCGAACUUAAAAUGCUGAUGGGUGUCAUGAAAUCGGCCCAGAUGGGCAUGGCAUCGCAGCUUAUGAUCAACGUUGUUGCAGCCUUGACGAAAGUCUCCAUUCUGUUUACUUAUUUGAGACUCUUCCCCACCAAACUAAGCAAAUGGUUUUGCUGGUUUAUGCUAGCUUACACGAUAACUCUCAGCUUUGCAUGCUUUUGGCUCGUCUUAUUCCAAUGCUCGCCAGCAGCAACAUAUUGGCAGAUCUUCAAGUACUACAAGACGGCCAAAUGCCUCAACGUAAAGGCUAUUUACUACUUCUACACUGGACAAAACACACUCAGCGACUUUCUAAUCUUCCUGUGGCCCGCCAAAGAACUGAGCAACGUCAAAAUAUCUUUUCGGCAGCGCUUCACUCUAAUCACCAUGUUCUCUUUCGGUGUCAUUAUCUGCAUAGUAGGACUAGCCCGAGUCUACUACACCCAUCUCUACCUCACAGAUUUCGACACCUUUUGUAAGCCCUGCCCCAUCCCCAUCCGCAUUCCCCUUCUCUUCCCACUCCACGAUCCCAUGCACUAACCUAC
This is a messenger RNA of Periconia digitata, 848 nucleotides long. Lineage: Eukaryota; Fungi; Ascomycota; Dothideomycetes; Pleosporales; Periconiaceae. The record is from the annotation of a GenBank genome assembly.